AUUGUGACAUCGCAGGAAGUCUAAACAGGUGAUUGUAACAUCAAAUUUAGACCAGGAUACCUCAUUCCGGGAAACGUAAUCAAGAACUGACUGCAAUCAUAAACAAUGUCAAAAGCAUAACAACAAGUAGGUAAAUGCCCACACCAGUACUUCCCCAUGGUUUGUCCAAGUCAUGUGACAGGGGAUGGCUGACAGCACGUCCGAGGCCGACAGAAAACCAACCAAUCAUGAUACGGCAAACUCUAACGAUACCUGUGAGCACAAAGAAGAACUAGCGGAAGUCAUCAACAAUGUAAAUGCAUUUAUAAAGCAGAGAAAACAUACAGAGGCACUGGAAGAAUGUAAUAAGGGUUUGCAUAACAAUGUAAACAAUGACAAGCUACUGGAGAAGAAGAUCAAGGUGCUGUGUCAUCUCGGCCAGUUCCAGGAAGCAUAUGACCUCGCCUGCGACUGGAAGGUCCGAGAUCCACAGCAUCCCGUGGCUCAGAAAGAAGUAAACCGACUCAAGAUUGUGUUGAAUGCGCUACGUGAUCAGGACUCUGAUGAUGAUGCCGAAUCUCCAGGUGUGAGAGGACCAGCCCAACCUGAUGUCAGGAGUUCCCCCGAUGGGAGGGAGGAGGGGACUGAGGCGGUGUCCCCCCAAACCAGGCCGGCCACCAACAUAGUGCUUACCCUCCCUCCCAUGCCAACGAAACCUCCAAAGUCAGAGGUUCAAUCUGUCUCAGAGUUUGUGUGUACCUUCUGCGACAUCAAGUUCACACGGCAAGAUGAGUUGGACACACAUUGCCGCAGUGACCUACAUAAGAAACGACUGACCUCUGACGAAGGUCAUGGGUGGAAGUUCCGAGCUCCGCCCCGUGGCCUCAGCAGUGAAGAAUAUGUCCUCUGUCUCAGAUUUUCUGAGAUUGGGCGGUGUCCAUUUGGAGAUAAGUGUACCCAGGCCCACUCGGAGGAUGAGCUGAAUGAGUGGAAGGAGCGGUUCAAGUUCCGGAAACAGCAGCUGCAGAAGGCGCGGGACAGUCAGCUCCAUGGUAACACCUACACAGACCAGCUCAUGGAGAGACUGACAAACACUGAGAGUCCUAAAGCUGUGCUGGUUCACAACUUAGACUUUGUAAAAGUGCAUGUCAACUCUGACCUUAAGGUCAACAUGACAAACAAGAAGUGCACCAAUGCCUGGACCUUCACCAUCACCUCGAAGAUCUGCCUGCACAGCGUGGCCCUCCUGGAUGACGUGAACCGCAGCUACUUCUACAUCUCGUCCAUUUCCGUGGGCCCCAAGAAGACACAGAAGUACCAGAACUUGGAGAACCAGUGCCAGGAGUGGAUCAACCAGGACACUGCCAACAAGGGCCACGGUGAAUACGUCUACAGGGUCAAGGUUGUAUUCAAGACCGACCUGUAUGGCACAUUCAGGCAGUCCAUUGUCUUUGACUUUGGUCUGGAGGCGGUGAUGGCCCGCGAGAUGCAGGUGGAGUCUGCACCAGUGAUGGACACUGAGAAGCUGACGAAGGACCUCAUCCUCACAGACUCCAGCAGGUGGACGGAGGAGAAAGUGGAAAUUACACCCUUUGAACCUGUUUCCAACCCGUACUCUGACACAGAGAAGAACCUCCUGUCUAAGUACACAUUACCUCGGCCGGAGAAGCUGUCCAUGUCAGAGACCAUCAUCCAGACCCUCAGCAAGGAGAACUACCGCCUCUGGAUGCAUGAGAUGCUCUACCUGGAGGAGAUGGCCCAGCUCAGCUUCGUGUCCCGAUUCAAUGUAAAGACAUCCCUCCAGCUGGUGAACCGCUUCCUUCUGAUGCCGGGUGCCCUGUCUACUGCCAAGUAUGCCCAUGAUGGACAGCUGUUCGCGAGGAUGAAGCUUGAGGAUGACCUCUCUGAGGACUCUAUGGGAGGGCGGCUCAUCCUGAUGAACUCCCAGAUGGCACUUAUCGCACCGGCCAUCACUGAUGCUGAAGGAAAACUGGCGCAGACAGACCAGGUGUACGAAGCAUUGAUAGAGGACAAGGGAAAGAACUUCAUCUUCCUGCGAGUCUCCGCCCGCUGCAUCAAAGAACUCAACUUGUCAUGUGACCAGGAGUUUGAGGCUCAGGUGCAGUUCCAGCUGAACCGCCUUUCCAAGUGUGAAAUGCACUCAGCUGUUGAUAAACUGCCUACGCUGGACAUUGUGUUUCCUCACAAGAGUGAUCCAGCCAUCCCUUGGACUCCAAACAGGCAGUGGAACGGGGACAUGGACAACAAGCUAAAUGUGAAGCAGAAGGAGGCCAUAGUGGGUGUAGUCACCGAUCUCAACAUCAAACUGCCGCCACUCCUCAUCGUGGGGCCAUUUGGGACAGGGAAAACAUUCACCAUGGCUCAAGCAGCUAAGCAGGUUCUCAAGCAGGAGGACACAAGGAUCCUCAUCUGUACCCACUCCAACAGUGCGGCAGAUCUCUACAUCCGAGAGUUCUUUCAUCCUUAUGUGGAAGACAACCACCCAGAAGCAAAGCCACUACGUGUGUUGUACCGACUGCGAUGGGUGCAGACGGUGUCCGACAUUGUCCUGGAUUAUUGUCUGUGGGACAAGUCCGUGGGGCUGUUCCGGUAUCCCAAGCUGGAGGACCUCGAGAAACACAGGAUUGUCAUCACCACACUCAGCACAUCGCGAUACAUCAGUGACCUUGACCUACCAUCAGGCUUCUUCACCCACAUCUUCAUAGACGAGGCAGCACAGGCUCUGGAGAGUGAGACUCUCAUCCCUCUCUCCAUGGCAGGAGAAUCCACCAGGAUUGUACUGGCUGGGGAUCACAUGCAGCUAAGUCCUGAGGUGUACUCGGACUACACUCGGCAGCAGGGUUUCCACUCCUCCCUCCUGGAGCGUCUGUACGAGCUCUACCCAGCCGAUUCCGCCUGUAAGAUCAUGCUGUGUGAAAACUAUAGGUCACACUCAGCCAUAGUGGACUUCACAUCCGAGCUGUUCUACGACAAUAAGCUGAUCGCCAGUGGGAAGCUGACAGCUCACAACAGCCACUACCCACUGACAUUCUACGCUGCAAAAGGGGAAGAGAUCCAGCAUGCCAACAGCACCGGCUUCUACAACAACUCAGAGGUGUAUGAAAUUGUUGAAAGAGUUGAUGAACUGGUGAAGAAGUGGCCUGAAGACUGGGGACCCAUUGAGGAGGGUGGCAUCGGAGUUGUAGCUCCUUACUCAGACCAGGUUAUCCGUAUCCGAGCAGAGAUGAGGAAGAAGAAGAUGUACAAUAUUUCUGUGGAGCGAGUGCUCAACGUGCAGGGCAAACAGUAUCGUGUGAUCAUCUUGAGCACUGUACGGACACGCCACUCUUGCCGUUCAGACACAAGUGUUGAGGACCUGAUGGACUAUGGCUUCCUAUCGAAUGUGAAGCUCCUCAAUACAGCAAUCACGCGAGCUCAGUCUCUCGUCGUUGUUGUUGGCGAUCCAGUUUCCCUCUGCCUUGUUGGCAAGUGCAGGAAAGUGUGGGAGUACUAUCUGGAGAUCUGCAACAACAGCAGCAGCUUCCAUGGCAUGACAUGGACGAGUCUUCGCUCACAACUGGAUGGUGCGGAAAUGACCAAGACCUAUGUCCUGAAUCCCCUGGCUCCAGAGUUUGUCCCGAAUCGUUUGUUCCACAGCUCCCAGUCAGCAGCAGACGCAGCAGGCCAGUUCCUCCAAGGGAUGCCCCACAACAUGCCCUGGCAGCACCUCAGUCCAUACCAUCCCAUGACAACGUCUUAUGGACACUCUGUCAUCCAGCCGAUGUACCAGCCUCCAGUGAUGCCGUACUAUCCGAUGCCCAUGUACCACCCCGGCUUCUUCAGCCCCAUGGUCUACCGGCCGUACAUCCCACACCGUCAAGGGAGCCCAGUCAGUGGAAGGUCCAGUUCACCCAAGACGGUCACAACCAGAGCUACACCCAUGCCCCCAGCCAAUCACGGCAUGCGUGGUCGGCCUGAGCAUGGCAAGAACUCACCAGAUGGAGCCAAACAAGGGGAUCAUCCUCCAUCCCACAUGAAGGCAUUCUACAAGCAGCCUAAAGGUCGCAUGAUGGUGUAUCUGCCGCCUCGGAUGCCGAUGUCUUAUCCACCAUAUUACCACCAUCCCAUGUUCCAGCAUCAUCCGUACUUCUACAUCGGGGAUGAACAGCACCCCCACAGACUGUCUGUUCAUCAGCCUCCAUUCAUGCCUCAAGGCCCCCGCUUUGCUCCCUAUGGUCCAGUAUUGCCCUAUGGUCACCCCUCGGGGCCUCAGGCAGGAGAGCGAGGUCAGAGCUCAGGGCCUUCAUCUGGCUCCAAUUCUAAUGUGUCCACUCCAACACCAAUGGAAGAUGCUGAGAUGAGGAGCAGAUCAGAGGAUCGGUCAUCGCCGUCUGUGUUGGGGCAGAAGAUUCAGCUGAUGCCAGGAGUCAAACACGUGCCUGCUCACCUCCUGAACACAGAAGGGAAAGAAGUGGGGUCAAAGAGUAGCACACCCACCACUCCACCCCCUGAGGACAGGCGGGAAGAGAGGAGGUCGACCCCACUGUCAGAGAGACCCUACAGUCCUGCAAACUAUGGGAAAAUGCCAGACAACAACAAAGUUGAGAAGAUUAACAACAGAGACAACCUAAAUAUUGUUUCAAAUAAGAAACAAGCAAGAAAGCAAUUGAAACUGAAAACGGGGUUCAGUCGUCAGUUCAGCGAUGACCUGCCAACUCCUACCGAGAUCACAGACUUGGUGAGGAUGAUUGAAGAAAGCAUUGAGGAGAAAAAAGAGGAAGAGGAACCACUGCCGAAAAACAAGCCUGGGGAACUCAAUGGUCAGAGUCGCUUGUCCUCACUGACUAAACUCCAGCUCAACUUGAACAAUGGACAGGACCUGUCAGACAAAGGUGCAGAACCAUCAUCUGCUGGCAGUCAGAAUGGAGAAAAGUUGUCAUAUGCAGGAGUCCUCAGGAAGCCACCAUUGCCUCCUGCCCCAGUCUCAAGAAAUGGGUCAAAUAUGGACACAUCUCCUUUGAUCGAACCUCAAACUCCCCGAACUCCAUCUGGCUUCAUCACUCCAGGCACCGAGAUGGAGAUGGACCCAUUCGGCAUCCUGAAGAGUCUUAAUAUCGAGUCCUCCUCCCCUCAGCAUCAUUGCUAUCCUCGUUACUAAACAUCAGCUCCUGUGUUCUAGCAGACAAGGGACUUAUCAGUCCACCAUCCUACAUUUCCAUUUAUAGAAACUGACUCAUCUGUAACAAAUAUGGCAGUUGGACAUGCAUGAUCCUGACUCUGUUCAGUACGCAUUGUUUCAACUCAAUCACCAGCAAAACUGGAUCGUGUUUUUUUUUGAAUGUCGGACACAGGACCAUGGGAGACGUGUAGAUUUUUGCUUUGUAGGUAUAGCCCUUCGUUCUCCAUGUACGUGUCAGAGCAAGGGUACAUUCAAGUGCUUGUUAGACUAGUUUCUUGGCUUUUCACUUUCUUGCCUGACACAUGUAGUGCUUUCUGUAUAUUUUCUCCUGUAUAUUUCCUGGUAGCCAUGUCAGUGUAUUGUCACCUUCAUGUUGGUUCUGUGACACUGAUCGGCCAGAGGCCAUCUGUCGUGCUGACAAAUCAUCCAGUUGGAUGCAAGUUUAUUUUGUUAGAUGACAUAUUAAUACCAUUGACUGUUAUCCUUGGUGAAGAACAUGACUGUUGUCUAUAAAGAAUUACACCAACCAAUGCAAGUUUUACACCAAUAGUUUGGAACUAAAUUACAGGGUGAUAUUUGGCUUGAUUUUCUCUAAAGGUUUCUCUUUGUGGACAAUCAUGAUCGCCAUUAGAAACUGAUGUAAAGUCAGACUCUGAAUAAGAAUAUGAAGUUUCAUGAAAUAGUAAUUCAAGUAAUUCUUAGACGAUUCACAGACGAUGAUGUUUAUGUGAACUAACACUAUGAGUUUAUUAGUCACUGUUUCCCCUCGAACAUAGUGCAAUUGUUAUAUUAUCUGUCCCUGUGUCUCUAAACAAGUGAUUUUGAUUUUGCUCUGUUGUCCAUCUGCCAUUUCUGUGGGUAAUUUACAGAGAUGGGACAUUCAUGUUCGUCAGAAUUACUUGUGUUGUUAAGCAAUGGCUGUGAAUAUCUGUGACAUUUUCCAUUGUCAGAAAUGAAAUGAGUGUCAUUAAAGAUAAGAUUUA
Haliotis rubra (blacklip abalone) is the source of this 6141-nucleotide messenger RNA. RefSeq names its product probable helicase with zinc finger domain. The record is from RefSeq and is a predicted model, not a curated record. Gene Ontology annotation, cellular component: P granule; cytosol. Gene Ontology annotation, biological process: regulatory ncRNA-mediated post-transcriptional gene silencing. Gene Ontology annotation, molecular function: protein binding; helicase activity; metal ion binding. The transcript has 24 exons. Lineage: Eukaryota; Metazoa; Mollusca; Gastropoda; Lepetellida; Haliotidae. The coding region runs from base 185 to 5137 and encodes 1650 amino acids.